CGCGUCACGUUACGUGCUGACGUAGUCGAGUAGUUGACAGUUCCGAUGUCAUCUGUACGCGAGGAGGCCUGCAUCUAACGAAGGCGUUAGAUCUUAGAUCUAGGCAGUAUGGGGAAGACCACGAGGGUAGUCGUUUGCGGGAUGAAAGGAGUCGGGAAGACAGCUUUAUUGGAGCAGCUCAUAUACGGAAAUAUCGACGCCAAGACGGAAAUUCAUCCUACAAUCGAAGACGUUUACGUCGCCAACAUUGAGACUGAUCGGGGCACAAAGGAGAAGGUUCGAUUCUACGAUACAGCUGGACUUGAAUCUCUACAGAGUAAUGUAAACAAUCAGCAGCUUCCACGACACUAUCUCGGUUUCGCUGACGGCUAUGUCUUAGUUUACGAUACUGGUAAGCCUGAAUCUCUCGAUGUUUUAUUUCCUCUGAAAAAGGAUAUUGACAAGAAUAAGGAUAAGAAGGAAAUUAUUGUGAUUGUGAUCGGUAAUCGAACGAAAACCGAUGCGGUAUUGAAUAAUUUGGAGAAUACUGCGAGCAAAGCGACUAACUGGUGCGCUAGAGAGAAAGUUAAACAUUAUGAAGUGAAUGUCAUGGAUAGGUCUAGCUUAUUCGAGGCGUUUGUGCAUCUGUCGUCCAAGUUGAAUCCUCCUGCCAAUAAAAGUACAUUUCCGCAAUUAAGUAUGGGUAGGAAAACUGUCAAGGCGGAAGCACAGUGAUGCUUGUUUAAGGGUGCGAUGGAAUUAUAUGAGCACAAGAGGAUUGCGAUAUGAAAGUCGCUCAUGUGAAUGUUGUACUCAGGUUUAAUUUAUUUCGUAAUGAUUAAAUGUCACGAUACAGACAUACUUUGAGAUCUCAAUAACAAUAUAUAUCUAUGGCACAGUAUGUACUUUUCUGUUGGACAUAUUUGUGAUAUUAGGCUUGAAAGAGCAAAUGGACUUGUAAUCAUGAAUGUAAUCAUGGAUUAUGUACUUAAGUUAUCAAUAACUUUACCGGUGUAAAGAUCCUUAAUAUUUAUUCACAAAAAAAAAGAAAUGCAAAAGAAAGAUUAUCUAAAUACAAAUUCUUUUUGCUUUGUUGGCGCAUUAUAUUGUCAUUUUUUGAAAGAGUUAUUUUAUCCUUGUUUAGUCAUUAAUAUACAUAUAUAUAUAUAUAUAUUCUAGAAAAUUGAAUCUCUUUUAAGAACUCGCGUA
This is a messenger RNA of Camponotus floridanus (Florida carpenter ant), 1188 nucleotides long. RefSeq names its product NF-kappa-B inhibitor-interacting Ras-like protein (gene kappaB-Ras). Gene Ontology annotation, molecular function: GTPase activity; GTP binding. The coding region runs from base 109 to 714 and encodes 201 amino acids. Lineage: Eukaryota; Metazoa; Arthropoda; Insecta; Hymenoptera; Formicidae. The transcript has 2 exons. The record is from RefSeq and is a predicted model, not a curated record. Gene Ontology annotation, biological process: canonical NF-kappaB signal transduction.